UGAACCCACGGUCGAUCCUGGAAGUCUCCUAUCCAAUUUAAUUUAUCUCAAACAAACCAACUGGGCUACUGGGGAAACCCCGUCUCUAGGAUUAUAAUGUAGUUUUCCUUUUUGGUGGAAUGAUAAAUUCUGCUAAGCAAACUGUCUUUAAUUUCCUUCUCGGAGUUCUACAAAUCUAAAAAGGACGCGGCUCGGUGGUUAAGUUGCUGUGUUUGUGCGACACACACAACCUUCCCAGAUUGAUCCGAUGGAAGACCCUGAGCACGUAUUCAGCAAUGGAUUAUAUUUGGAAAACUUGGCUGUGUCAACCAAUAUUCUUAUAGAUUCAUGGAAAGCGAUAUUUGAAUACCAAGGGAAGAACCCCGAUAUCAUCACUCGUAAACAUCAAGACUGCAAUUUCAUUGCCUUUGUCAGCUCACAGGUCACUACAGGUGAUCUUCAACAAGAAAGCAGUCUGGUUCCUAUAUCGGAGAUCUCUGACUUUAAGUUCCUACGCUCCGAUACCCAUCAAUCUUUUUCGAUAAAUGAAGCUGCUUUUUCUCAGUUUAACUCUCUCCGUGGCGAGUUCUCUGAACUACAAGAAAAGGUUAAAACCUCUUUCAGGUCGCCAGAAAAUAAUAAAAAAGAGAACCAUAUCCCCUAUAUUAUCACAGGACAUUGUCUGAAUGGAUCCAUUGCCUCACUUUUUACAUUGUCACUUCUAAACACGCUUGAUCCAACCAAAUACAACCUCCCCCUUUGCAUCACUUUCGGUUCGCCCCUCCUCGGGGACAGCCCCUUCCAACAAGCCAUAUCGCGCCAUCGGACAUGCAAUUCUUGCUUCUUGCAUGUGGUUCACAGGGAUGAUUGUGUCCCGAGAUUAUUCCUUGUUCCUCCCACCACUGGCCUGAGCUCAUACGAGCCUUUCGGUACAUUCCUUUUGUGCUCUGAAUCGGUUUGGGCAUGUUUCCAAGCUCCUGACUCUGUAAUCGAGUUGCUCAAAUACAAGAGCCCGGAAAUUGUUGCUGGAAAACAAGAGGCCCGAACUUCAGAUUAUAAGGACUUUAUUGAACUUCUUGAGAAAAUACCUUUCAAGAGGAAUGUUUCUAGCUUUCUCGGGCAUGAAGCAGACUCAUAUAAAGCUGGGAUUACUGCUCAAGUCACAGCAGUGGGCCUCUGGCCAAGUCAGCAGCAGGAUGAGGGCACCUCUGCUCUGAUUGAAAACAUAGGAGUGCACGAACGAAUCGUCACCAAGCGACUGAGAGAGGAACUUGAUAUUGCAGAACUGGAUGAAAUGAAAGUGUACCUGGCUUUUUUCGAGCGGUACGUGGGAAAAUGCAGAGCUAACGGUGAGGGUCCCGGUUACUAUGACAGCUUCAAGAAUGCACGGGAACGGCGUGACAACGGAGUUGAUAAGUACAAAACAUACCCGAUGGUCUAUUGGGAGAAGGUGGUUGAAGAUGCGGAGAAGCAUCCUCAACUACCGCGUGCGCCACUGCGGAACCGGUGGCUUUUUGCUGGGAAUAAUUACCGGAGGAUAGUCGAACUGCUAGACAUAGCAGAAUAUUAUAGAAGGGGCCGGAAGGAUUACUUAACUCGAGGAAGAUCCGAUCACUACAAGCUGCUACAAAAAUGGCUGGAAGAUCGCCCAAAAAAGGAGGAGAAAAAGGAUGGUCCUACUAAACCAAAAGGGGAAAAUGUGAUGGACGAUUCGUGCUUAUGGGCACAUGUGGAGGAGGCGAUCCGGUCAUGCAGGCGGCUGGACAGAGCCUCUUCAGAACAAGAGAAGUUAACAAAGUUUGAGGAGUAUGUUAUGGAUUUGAUCAAGAAGCACAAAGUUUCUUCCGACAUUUUUUUGGAGAAAAGCAGCUAUAUGCAGUGGUGGAAGGAGUAUCAGGACAAGGUUUCUCACCAGUCACCCCUCGUCAAUUACAUGAAGAACCGCCACUAUAUAAAUUCUGGUGAAGGUUCCCCGACCGAUUCAAAUGAGAAUCCGUCUGAUACCUCACGUUCUGGUCCUUCGACUUCUGGAGAUCCUCACGGCUCCCAACGGUUUUCAUGAGGAAUGGCCGACAUGAAAGUUAUGCUGAAGGUAUCCUGACCAAUCCAAAUGCUGAAGGUUAUGUUGAUAAGUAAACAUUUGCCAGUCCCAUGUCUGUAUUAUUAAGCGUUUUGCCAUAUUUCGAAACAUGGUAAGACUACAACAUUUAUCCAGGCCUAUAAGAUUAAUAUUGGCUACUGCCCAUAGCCACUGUGGCCCUCAUGAUAAGGACAGAAGUCACCAUUUCCCAUCAGUAUGGAAUCAAUCUGCUUUCUCCGCUGCUUGACCCGAAUUAUAGGACACUGCUAUGAGAAACGUAUGCAUUCCCAUAGGCUCCAAGUUUGACAAUCUAUGCAGUCAGAAUUGUCCGAUACCAAUAGGUAGAUCAAU
This is a messenger RNA of Syzygium oleosum, 2410 nucleotides long. RefSeq names its product senescence-associated carboxylesterase 101-like. Gene Ontology annotation, biological process: defense response; lipid metabolic process. Gene Ontology annotation, molecular function: carboxylic ester hydrolase activity. NCBI's taxonomy places the organism in Eukaryota, Viridiplantae, Streptophyta, Magnoliopsida, Myrtales, Myrtaceae. The transcript is spliced from 4 exons. The record is from RefSeq and is a predicted model, not a curated record. Bases 248 to 2041 code for a protein of 597 amino acids.